UUAGAUUAAUCAGUCAUUCGUAGCGUUUGGCCCCUGAGUUUUAUCAUUUUUUAAAACACCAAUGUCAACAGAAGGCUUUAAAUGUUUCAUAUGUUGAAGAGUUUAUUUCAGCCAGACGUUUAAUCUCAAUUAUUUACUGUUGAUUUAAAGACAUAACAAUAUCAAGCAUUAAAAAGAGGUUUCUUAAACUAUGAAUGUUUAAAACAGAGUCAGUUCCUAAUUAUUCUGUAGACAUUCAUGUUACAUGGUAGACCUAUGGCGAGACGACGCUGGCCCACUUUGACCUAGAUACAAAUGAAGGAGAAAUGCCUGGCCCUUGCUGCUUUAGUUGUAUGCCUGAUCACUCGGGAUGUGAUAUCACAAACUUACAGCAGCACAGUGGCCAUUAUGAAGGACAUCGUAGAGAAUGGUGACUACCACACGGAGGUGCGUCCUCUCAAAGAUCAGUCUCAGGUCAUGAAAGUUUAUGUCAACUUUGAAAUGGUGUCUAUUGUGGGUCUUGAUGAUGUCACUCAAAGCUUCACAGCCAACGGCUUUUUGAUAUUUAAUUGGCUAGAUGAGAUUCUUACAUGGGAUCCCAGUUUGUAUGGCAACCAGACGUUAAUCCAUCCAGUACCUGAGAAGAUCUGGAAGCCAAGAGUUGUGCUGAUGAAUACACUUGGAGACAGGGAUCUCUUCCAGGACGAUGUGGCGCCAGUGUUUAUCAACAAUGAAGGUUCCGUCAGCUGGGUGCCAGGCAGUCUGAUCCCUUCCUCUUGUGAGUUACAAAUGUCAGAUUAUCCAUUUGAUGAGCAAGCAUGUACAAUCACUUUCUUUGCCAUGCAGUACAGUGUAACCGAGCUUGUCUUUGAAGCCAGCUCACCCAAAGUCUUGCUGGACUUUUUCACCAAACACGGAGAAUGGGAACUCUCGGAUACAAGUUUGAAUGUCACGGAGUUGAAUUCGGGAAACUGGGCCGGUUCGGCUGUACAGUUGAAAUUUAAACUGAAAAGACGGCCAACAUUUCUUCUGAUCAAUAUUGUUCUACCAGUUGUCUUUCUUUCUUUUCUCAACCUCCUUGUAUUUGUUAUCCCUGCAGAUUCAGGGGAGAAGAUCAGUUAUGGCAUCACAGUGUUGUUGGCCCUGUCGGUAUUUCUCAGCGUCGUUAGCAGUAUGCUGCCUCGCUCUGGGUCCACAACUCCCAAGCUGACCAUCUACCUCUUUUUGUUGCUCAUCAUCUCCAUGUUGACCGUCAUCGACAGCAUCAUCAUUGUCUACCUGGCUCACAAAGACGAGAAAGAGACGUCCCAUUUGAAAGCCAAAGAAAAUUUUCAAAGUGCAUUCUCUAAAACACAAAAAUUGACUCGCACAAUUUCCUCCAUGUUAAACAACAAAGUGAAACCUAACGACAAUGUCAAUCAUAAUGACUCCAGCCCAAGUCCAAACAAUACAACGUCUGACGCUGACUCUCUCGGGUUUCAAAACUUCUCAACCGUGGACAUGAAGGUUGAGGUGAAUGAACCUAAAGACAAUGCAACUCCUCCCAGAGUUAAUAACUACAGGCUGAUAGGCAAACACAUAGACAGAGUGUCUUUCAUUGCCUUCUUUAUUCUGUGGAUCUUAGUGACACUAGGGUUCUUGUUAGACAUGGCUGUCUGAUGGUACACGUGCCU
This is a messenger RNA of Biomphalaria glabrata, 1652 nucleotides long. RefSeq names its product acetylcholine receptor subunit alpha-like. Gene Ontology annotation, molecular function: transmembrane signaling receptor activity; extracellular ligand-gated monoatomic ion channel activity. Gene Ontology annotation, biological process: monoatomic ion transmembrane transport. Gene Ontology annotation, cellular component: membrane. NCBI's taxonomy places the organism in Eukaryota, Metazoa, Mollusca, Gastropoda, Planorbidae. The transcript is spliced from 8 exons. The coding region runs from base 295 to 1638 and encodes 447 amino acids. The record is from RefSeq and is a predicted model, not a curated record.